AUGAGUGCUAUCCUAAAGUUCAUCCGUGAAAACCACAUACUAGCAGUGAUAGAACAAGCAAUUGCGAAAAAGAAAUCUCGCUUGAGUCUAAAUUCUUUUGAAAUUACCGAAAUUCCUACACUGUUAUACUCGUGCAUCGAGCUGGAACACCUAUAUUUACAUUUAAAUAAUAUUACAACUGUUCCAGUGCAGAUUACAGAACUCUUAAACCUUACAACAUUGACCCUGGAUUACAACGGCAUAACUUCAUUGCCUGUCGAAAUUGGUAACUUGAAAAAUCUUGUAAAUUUAAACAUAAGUUAUAAUCCCUUAAAAGAACUUAUACCAGAAAUAGGUGAAUUAGAGAACCUUGAAGCAUUCUGGUGCAAUAAAACAGGGCUACGGGAAAUUCCAAAGGAAAUCGGCAAGUUGACAAAACUUGAUACAUUUGGAGCAAGGGGCAAUGAGUUAAAAACCAUACCAGAAGAAAUGACUCAACUAACAAAAUUAAGGUGGCUAACAUUAGAAAAUAAUCAAAUAGAGAUUUUACCAAACUGUAUGAAUAACAUGGAGGGGAUAGUACAUUGCAAUCUUCGCAAAAAUAGGCUAAAGGAAUUCCCAGAGUCUUUUCUGAAAUGUGUUGAUUUGAUGUUCUUACAGUUGAAUAAUAAUCAGAUAUCCAGUUUACCAGAGAAUUUUGACACAAGUCAAGUUACAGUUUUAGAAAUGAUUGAUUUACGAGAAAACCCUAUAUGUGAAUUGUCACAUCUAGACCACCCUUUAGUUCGCUUCUCAGAUGAAAUUCCAGUACCUCAAGAUCUUUCCCCAUCCAGCAGCCGGCCUCAUGGCAUGGCUGCACAGGCUUUAGCUGUCAAUGCUACAGCUCUUCGGUUACCAGCAGUUCCAGCGCCCAGACAUCCGGAUUUGAUAUUAGAAAUGGAAAUGGACGCUUCAUCAGUAGAAUCAGAAGAUUGGGAGAACAGUGUAAAUAGCUCUGAGUUGGACGUCCAUUACCAGAGUGACGAUGAAAGAGGUGACAAUGAGAUCGCACAAUUUUUUCAGGCUGUGGGUAUGGUGUUGCCAGAAUUGUCCCGGUACGCGUCAACAGCGAGUUGA
Molecule: messenger RNA, 1095 nt
Organism: Pieris macdunnoughi
Lineage: Eukaryota; Metazoa; Arthropoda; Insecta; Lepidoptera; Pieridae
Source: the annotation of a GenBank genome assembly